Psammomys obesus (fat sand rat) is the source of this 2283-nucleotide messenger RNA. RefSeq names its product mitochondrial translational initiation factor 2 (gene Mtif2). The transcript has 14 exons. NCBI's taxonomy places the organism in Eukaryota, Metazoa, Chordata, Mammalia, Rodentia, Muridae. Gene Ontology annotation, molecular function: GTP binding; GTPase activity; translation initiation factor activity. Bases 81 to 2258 code for a protein of 725 amino acids. The record is from RefSeq and is a predicted model, not a curated record. Gene Ontology annotation, biological process: translational initiation.
GGACCUCGCGGAAAGGUCGGACUGACUGGCCCACGGUUCCGGGGUCCGGAAGGCGACCUCGCCUGGGAGCUGAGAGAAGCAUGAGCCAGAAGCUGCUGAAGUUGGAAAACUUGCUACGAUUUCACACUGUUUGUAGGCAGUUGCACAGCCUGAGUCAGAGGAGACUGUUAGCAUGGUGGAGGCACGGGUUUCCACUGGCUCACCCAGUGCUGGCAGAGCAGUACUGGCACUGGCGGACAGGCAUGCUCGUCGCUUCGACUCUGCCUCAGCACAGGCUUCUUGUAACAAAGAAGGAAAAAAGACCAUCGAGAUCUCAGUUGUCUCCAAUGAAAAACAGAAAGGAGGCAGAAGUAUGGGUUGGAAUAACUGUUGAAGAACUAGCCAGAGCAAUGGCAAGAGACAUAGAUUGUGUCUAUGAAGCUUUAUUGAACACUGCCAUUGACGUAGAUUCACUAGAAGCAAACUCACGUUUAGAUGAAGUCUGGAUCAAAGAAGUUAUAAAGAAGGCAGGAAUGAAGUUGAAAUGGAGCAAAUUAAAACUGGAGAAAGUAAGGGAAAACAAAGAUGCUGUAAGAAGGCCUCCGGCAGAGCCAGCUUUAUUAAAACCAAGGUCCCCAGUUGUUACUAUAAUGGGCCAUGUUGAUCAUGGGAAAACGACAUUACUUGACAAACUUCGGAAAACUCAAGUGGCAGCAAUGGAGGUUGGAGGCAUCACCCAACAUAUUGGUGCUUUUCUUGUGUCUCUGCCCUCUGGAGAAAAGAUAACCUUUCUUGAUACUCCUGGACAUGCUGCCUUCUCAGCCAUGAGAGCCAGAGGAGCUCAGGUCACUGACAUUGUUGUGUUGGUCGUAGCUGCAGAUGAUGGGGUGAUGAAGCAAACUGUGGAAUCCAUCCAGCACGCCAAAGAUGCAGGAGUCCCUAUUGUCCUUGCAAUAAAUAAAUGUGACAAAGCAGAUGCUGACCCUGAAAAAGUGAAGAAGGAGCUUCUGGCUUAUGAUGUGGUGUGUGAGGAUUAUGGUGGCGAGGUUCAAGCAGUGCACGUCUCUGCACUCACGGGAGACAACCUGAUGGCUUUGGCAGAAGCAACACUCGCACUCGCGGAAAUGUUGGAGCUGAAAGCAGAUCCCACAGGUCCAGUGGAAGGAACAGUAAUAGAGUCUUUCACAGACAAAGGAAGAGGUCCUGUUACAACAGCUAUAAUUCAAAGAGGAACUCUGAGAAAAGGCUCAAUUCUUGUUGCUGGGAAGAGCUGGGCAAAAGUUCGACUAAUGUUUGAUGAAAAUGGAAAAACACUUAAUGAGGCCUAUCCCAGCAUGCCAGUGGGAAUCAUAGGCUGGAGAGACCUCCCUUCUGCAGGAGAUGAAAUUCUUGAAGUAAAAUCUGAGCCAAGGGCCCGUGAAGUUGUUGACUGGAGGAAGUUCGAGGAAAAAGAGGAAAAAGGCAAAGAUGAUCUGAAAAUACUGGAAGAAAAACGAAAGGAGCACCAAGAAGCAUAUCAGAAAGUCCGUGAGAAGUAUAGUGAUCUGCACUGGAGGAAGAGGUCAUACAUAAAAUACCUUGAAAGAAAAGAACAGAGAACCUUAAAGCCCAAAGAAAAGGUAGAAAAGGCCUCAAAUGUACUUCCUAUAAUUAUUAAAGGUGACGUUGAUGGGUCACUGGAGGCCAUCCUGAACCUUCUGGAUACCUACGAUGCUUCCCACGAGUGUGAAAUAGAAUUAGUACAUUUCGGAUUGGGUGAUAUUAGUGAAAAUGAUGUCACCUUUGCUGAGACAUUUGAUGGUGUUAUUUAUGGCUUUAAUGUGAAUGCAGGCAGUGCUAUCCAGCAGUCAGCUGCACAAAAGGGAGUUAGGAUUAAACUUCACAAAAUCAUCUACCAUCUUAUUGAAGAUUUGCAAGAGGAACUAAGCAGCAGAUUGCCCCACAGACUGGAGGAAUACCCAGUAGGCGAGGCUUCUAUACUAGCUACCUUCUCCAUAACAGAAGGGAAGAAAAAAAUUCCUGUAGCUGGCUGCAGAGUUCAAAAGGGACAGUUAGAAAAACAGAAGAAGUUUAAAUUAAUCCGAAAUGGACAAAUUCUUUGGAAGGGCUCAUUAACCUCGCUGAAACACCAUAAAGAUGACGUUUCAGUUAUCAAAACUGGUAUGGACUGUGGUCUUAGUUUAGAUGAAGAAAAAGUAGACUUUAAAGUGGGAGAUCAAGUUAUUUGCUAUGAAGAAAAUGAAGUUCCAGCCAAGACUUCUUGGGAUCCAGGAUUUUGAAAGUACAUUAAAAAUGAUGAAUGUA